Messenger RNA from Gasterosteus aculeatus aculeatus (three-spined stickleback), 3003 nucleotides. It is a transcript of the gene cnga4, whose product is annotated as cyclic nucleotide gated channel subunit alpha 4. Gene Ontology annotation, biological process: monoatomic cation transmembrane transport. Lineage: Eukaryota; Metazoa; Chordata; Actinopteri; Perciformes; Gasterosteidae. Gene Ontology annotation, molecular function: intracellularly cGMP-activated cation channel activity; protein-containing complex binding; cGMP binding. Gene Ontology annotation, cellular component: intracellular cyclic nucleotide activated cation channel complex; plasma membrane. The record is from RefSeq and is a predicted model, not a curated record.
CGCCGUCGCUGAUAAUAAGUGUGCGUUGAGUGUUUUAUCGGGGAUGGGAGAGCAGCCUGACGUCCGGAGGGCCGAGCACCGUCCCACACAAUGACAAUAUUUCAAACUUAAAUCGUGCUGGCGAUGACAAAACCAGACCAGGGAUUAAAACAGUCGUAAACCCAAACUGAGAUAAUACAUCAUGGACGGAUGCAAAUAAAACAUUCUUGUUAUUUCCAAAAGUGUUGUCAGCAAAACAGAAGUUGUAUUCUGUUGGGUAUGGAAUGGGUUAAUGAAGCAAGAAGAAAAUUGUCACUAAAUGAAUUAGCUUUACUCUUGAACAAUUCAUGAUAAUAAACCAUCAACCCAAAUGAAAAGAGAAAAAAGGAAGGAAAAUUGAAUGAAAGAUGCCGUUUCUGUUAAGCGUUUGAUCUAAACUCUCACGUGCAAGUUAAUCCUUUUCCUUUUUUUAAUUUUACAUUAAAAGAGACAAAGAUUGACAGGCCAAUACAAAUACAAUAAUAAUACACAUGAAAUGAAUGAAACAAAAACAUUGCCUCUCUUAGUCUUACGUUUCCUCUUUUAAUGUGGGAGACAUGUUGUGCGCUCGGUGGUUUGGGCUCUACACGCUCCCGUUAUCGUUAGUUGUCUCUAGCAGCCUCUGGGAUGCGCAGAGGAAGGCCUCUCUGGCUUUCUGGGGGGAAGAAGGAAUCCCCUGAGGACACCUGACAUCUGUUGUGGUUUUCUUCCAUGGAGACCUGCAUCAGCAGCCAGUCCUCAGCACCUGGUGUGUUGUCGGGUGAACCACGUCGCUCUGCCUCGUGCAAGAAAACAAGGUUGCAUGAGUUGUCGUUCGAGAAAGGGGAACGCUCGUGCCGGAGGAAACAAGAGCAAAGGCCGUGCUCCCUUUAAGGAAUGUUUUAGUCUGAGGAUACACGUCGGACAAUGAAGCAAAGCGCUGAUGUUGGCAUUCAAGGUAACCAAUGGCAGAGGCUGCUGCGGGGGCAACAGGGGAAGAAAGUGACCGAGGAAGGACACGAUGGGGUCAAGAGUGAAGAGAAAUCCAAGACCAAGCUGAAAUGGAAAGUCAACUUGAACGAGUGGGUGGUUGAUCCGGCAGAACACUUUUACUACGUCUGGCUGCAGGUCAUGAUCUUUCCCAUCGUCUACAACUGGGUCAUCAUCAUUCUGAGGACAUGCUUCACUACGAUUGCAAUGAGCUACCUGCCUGUGUGGCUCACACUGGACUAUCUGGCUGACAUCAUGUAUCUGGUCGACAUGAUCAUCACGGUUCACACAGGUUACUUGGAUCAGGGCAUCCUGAUCAAGGACGUCACUCAGCUGAGGAAACGCUACCUGCGCUCUAAAAGCUCCUUAAGUGACCUGGUUUCCCUGCUGCCCACCGACUUCCUCUACUUUGUCUUUGGCAUCCAAGCCCCGCUGGUCAGGAUUAACCGUCUUCUCCGUAUCCCACGACUCAACGAGGCCCUGGAUCGCAUGGAGACGAGAACGUCCUACCCAAACACCUUCCGCAUCUCCAAGCUCAUGAUCUACAUCUUUGUGCUGAUCCACUGGAACGCCUGUCUCUACUUUGCCCUGUCCAGCUACAUCGGCUUCGGAAGUGAUCGCUGGGUGUACCCCAACGUGACCACGCCCGAGUUCGCCUCCAUGCGGCGUCAGUACUUCUACUGCUUCUGGUUCUCAGCCCAGAUUUUCACCACGGUGGGAGACACCCCGCUUCCAAAUAGGGAAGAAGAGUACUUGUUUAUGAUAGCAGACCUGCUCAUUGCCGUGUUGGUGUUUGCAUCGAUUGUCGGCAACGUUGGAAAUGUCAUCACAAGCCUAAGGGACCGCGACAACGUCUUCUUCCCGGACCAUGAGCUGGUGAAGGCCUAUCUGCGUAGCCACCACAUCAGCAAGGAGCUCCGCCAGCGCAUCGACAGCUGGUACCAGCAUCUUCACAUCAACAAAAAGAUCAUGCGAGAGAAUGAAAUCCUGCAGCAGCUGCCGGUACACCUGAGGACAGAGAUCGCUGUCAGCGUCCACCUGCCCACGCUCUCCAAAGUCACCAUCUUCCAAAGCUGUGAGAAGAGUCUGCUGGCAGAGCUGGUGCUCAAACUGACGCCACAGGUGUUCAGUCCGGGCGAGUACGUCUGCAGGAAAGGAGACGUGGGCCAUGAAAUGUACAUCAUCAGAGAGGGUAAACUUGCAGUUGUAGCAGAUGAUGGGGUCACAGAGUUUGCUGUGCUGAGUGAAUCCAAUUUCUUUGGGGAAAUUAGCAUCCUCAAUAUCAAAGGUAAUAAGUCAGGCAAUCGCCGCACCGCCAACAUCCGCAGCAUUGGCUACUCUGACCUGUUCAGCUUGUCCAAAGAAGACCUGACGGAGGUGUUGUCCGAGUUCCCUGCGGCCAAACGUCACCUGGAGGAGAAAGGCAGACAGAUCCUCACAAAGAUGGGCAUGUUGGAGGAGAGUGGAGAGCACGUGGAUGAGGAGGCAGAUAAACUGGAAAACAAGAUAGGCAGCCUAGAGAGCAAGCUGGAAAUCCUGCAAACAAAACUAGCUCGACUUAUGUCGGAAUUAGAGUCGAGCCACCGCAAGAUGCAGGCCAGGGUGGAGCAGCUGGAGUGGGAAGUGGCAGCCAUGGAGCUGCAGCUGCCUGCUGUUGACGAAGGAGAAAGAGGAAAGGGGAGAGGUGAGGGGGUGGGAUGGGGGCAGGUGGGAUGGGAGCGGGAAGAGGCAGAGGGGCAGGCGGAUGAGGGUUUGGAUGGAGAGGUGGAAAAACAGAGACAGGGAGAGGAUGGGCACGUGACCAAAGAGGGAGAUGGAGAGAGCACUAAAGAGGAUGUGAGGACGGUGGUGGGAGAUAAAUGUGGGCUAAAAGAGCCGGACGAUGGGGAGAUUGACCGAGGGAGAAACAGAGAGGAAGGAGAUGACAAAGCUGGGAAAGGAGAUGGUCCUGACAUUGGACACAAAGAUGAGAAAGAGACAUGUGGGAAGAGAGAAUCUGAAGAGAGAGAAGGUUGA